Molecule: messenger RNA, 651 nt
Organism: Hibiscus syriacus
Lineage: Eukaryota; Viridiplantae; Streptophyta; Magnoliopsida; Malvales; Malvaceae
Product: NCT transcriptional regulatory complex subunit A-like
Exons: 1
Coding region: 97-474 (125 amino acids)
Biological process (GO): regulation of DNA-templated transcription
Cellular component (GO): nucleus
Molecular function (GO): protein heterodimerization activity
Source: RefSeq, a predicted model, not a curated record
UAAAGAAGAACAACAAAGUUCCCUCCAAUUAAAAAUCCUAAACCAUCCUUAAUUACGUUCCUUUGCGCUUCCAAUUCUUUACAGUACGUCUCAUCAAUGACAGAAAAUGAAGCCGUCGAUCCGAUCCGACCCGAAUUUCCUACCGGAAGGGUAAAAAAAAUCAUGAAACUUGACAAAGACAUCAAGGUAAACCCGGAGGCCUCAUUCCUCAUUUCCUGUUCCACCAAUCUUUUCCUCCAAUUCCUCGCCGAAAGAUCAGCAGAAGUCGCCGCCGAGAAGAAGAAAAAGACGGUAAAGAUUGAUCACCUCAGAACUGCCGUCAAAAGACAUAGACCAACGAUCGAUUUCCUUCUCGACUCACUUCCAGUUCCAGCCGAAUCUAUCCAGUCCGUUGCUAACUCAUUGAGUGAUCGAGAUCUUUCCCGGCCCGUUGCUGAUAAACCCGCCCCGCCCUGGCUGGAACUCGCCGCAUAGACCACUUCUUUCGCAAGCCAGAAAAUGAAGCUCCGAUUCAGAUAAACGAUACGUAGAAUUUCCUUUUAUAUUUAGAAAAAUCUAUAUUAAAUGAUAGUUUGCUUUUGACAAAUUUGAUUGUACUCGGAUUUGAUCGGGUUUUAAAUUAUUGAGUUUCUUAUUUAGGAAAGGAAAAUU